AUGAAUUCCACAUUGGAUCUCUCCACAAAAGAACAUGAAGGGUUUAACAGCUCAAAGGUAGCUGAUGUUUCAGGACGAGCAGUAAAUAAUAAUGGAGAGGGCGAAGCCAAGCAGCGAGCAAUGUUAUUGGAGUGGUUGAAUAAUACUCUCCCUGAUUUAAGCUUGCCACUCAAUGCUUCAGAUGAAGUCUUGAGAAUGUGCUUGAAUGAUGGUACUGUUUUGUGUCGGAUACUGAAUAGGCUGAGACCUGGUUCUGUGAAAGAGGAAGGUGAUUUCAAUCAUUCUUCAGUAUGUACAGAAAAUAUUAAAAGGUUUCUGGCAGUGAUGGAUGACUUGGGGAUCCCUAGAUUCGAGAUGUCAGACUUGGAGAAGGGAUCUAUGAGUACUGUUAUUGAUUGCCUUUUAGCACUUAGAGCACGAUUCAUGCCAAAUGCUGUUGGAGAUAAUUUUUCUCUCGCUAGUCUGAAGACUAAAUCUAGAAGCCCUCUUGGAGAUGCAUCUUCCCGUGGACAGCUUUCUCCAUUAUAUGGAGAUGAAAGGUGGAAGGUUGCGUCGGACUCUAAAUUUCAACGUGUUUUGCGUACUCCUAUCAUGUCAGAGCCAUCAGCUGCAUUAAACCAUCAUGGUGGACUUAAGUUCCAUGAAGUGUUUCAACUCAAACAAGGACGAUAUGCAGACCUUCCUGCUGCAAAAAUUUCAGAGAUGAUGAAGCCAAACAGUCUAGAUUAUCUCUCGCUGCAGAAUGCCCCAACUCAGUCACUUUUAAGUGUUGUGAAUGGAAUUCUGGAUGAAAGCGUUGAAAGAAAGAAUGCUGAAAUUCCUGAUCGGGUGGCAUGUCUGUUGAGAAAAGUUGUGCUGGAGAUUGAGCGACGCAUAUCAACUCAAGCAGACCACUUAAGAACUCAAAACAACCUUUUUAAGGCCCGUGAAGAGAAAUACCAGUCAAGGAUAAGAGUACUUGAAACCCUUGCUUCAGGGACUAGUGAAGAGAACCAGAUUGUUAUGGACCACCUUCAGCAUAUAAAGAUGGAGAGGACCAAAAUGGAAGAAAGGAAGAAAUUUGAGGAGGAGGAUUUGGUUAAAUUGAUGAAACAGAAGGAGCAAAACAAUCUUGAAAUUUCAGAAAUGAAGCAAGAGCUGGAAAUAACUAAAAAGACGUGUGAACUUCGAUGCUUGCAAAUAGAAUCAGAAGCCAAGGGUGCUAAAACAGAGCUCGAGGAGAGGUCAAAAGAACUUGAGCAACUCUUAGAAGACUCCAAAAACAAGGUGAAACAGCUUGAGUCAUUUUCUGAAUCAAAAUAUGAGAGUUGGAAUCAGAAAGGGCACAUCAGCCAGAGCCUUAUGAAGUUUCAGUUUGGUGCACUGCGGGAAUUGAGGUUUGCUUCUGCAUCCAUUAAACAAGAAAUUCUGAAAGCACAAAAUAGCUAUUCGGAGGAAUUUAAUCAAUUAGGAGUGAAGCUUAAAGUAUUAUCAGAUGCAGCUGAAAACUAUAAUGCAGUUCUUGCUGAAAACCGGAAGAUGUUUAACGAGCUUCAGGAUUUAAAAGGAAACAUUAGGGUGUACUGUCGGAUAAGGCCUUUUCUUCCUGGACAGAAAGAAAAGCGGACAAUCAUAGAAUAUAUUGGGGAAAAUGGAGAGUUGGUUGUUGCUAAUCCCUCAAAGCCAGGGAAAGAAGGCCAUCGUUUAUUUAAGUUUAAUAAGGUCUUUGCUCCUGCUGCAAAUCAAGCGGAGGUAUUUUCUGACGUCCAACCCUUGAUUCGGUCUGUACUUGAUGGAUAUAAUGUAUGUAUAUUUGCUUAUGGUCAAACUGGUUCAGGAAAAACUUACACAAUGUCUGGUCCCGAUGCAGCAGCUAUAGAGAAUUGGGGGGUCAACUAUCGAGCUUUAAAUGACCUUUUCAAUAUAUCUCGAAGUAGAAGAAGCUUCAUUAUGUAUGAAAUAGAUGUUCAAAUGGUUGAAAUAUAUAAUGAACAAGUGCGCGAUUUACUAUCAAACGAUGCUUCUCAAAAGAAACUUGGGAUUUUGAAUCACUCUCAACCCAAUGGGUUAGCUGUACCUGAUGCUACCAUGAGACCUGUUGAAUCAACCUCAGAUGUAAUGGAAUUAAUGGACAUGGGAUUAAGGAACAGAACUGUUGGUGCCACUGCCUUGAACGAAAGAAGUAGCCGCUCUCACAGUAUUGUUACUAUUCAUGUUCGUGGGAGGGACUUGAAGACUGCUGCUGCCUUGCAUGGUGAUCUUCAUUUGGUAGAUCUUGCAGGAAGUGAAAGGGUAGAUCGUUCUGAGGUAACUGGAGACAGACUCAGAGAAGCACAACACAUAAACAAAUCGCUAUCUGCCCUUGGAGAUGUCAUUUUUGCUCUUGCUCAAAAGAGCAGUCAUGUUCCUUACCGAAAUAGCAAGCUUACUCAAGUCCUACAAAGCUCUCUAGGUGGUCAAGCAAAGACCCUUAUGUUUGUGCAGCUUAAUCCUGAUGUGAGUUCAUACAAUGAAAGUCUAAGUACUUUGAAGUUUGCUGAGAGGGCUUCUGGAGUUGAGCUAGGUGCCGCAAGGAGCAGCAAAGAGGGUAAAGAUGUCAGAGAAUUGAUGGAGCAGGUGGCUUCUCUCAAAGACACCAUUGCAAAGAAGGAUGAGGAGAUUGAGCGGUUGCAAUUACUUAAAGAUUUCAAAAAUGUGUAUCCUGGUGUCAAUGGUGAGAAGCGUGGGACAGUCUCUUUGAGGUACGGAUCUUCCCCCCCAAGCAAAGAAUCUGUAGGUGGGAUUCCUCAGCGAAGCCAAAAACCAUCAGGUGGGACAGGGUUAGGACUUCCUGAGAAAGUAGCUUCCUCUGAUCAUGAAAAUUGUUCAGAGCACAGUGAUAAGCAUUCUGAAGCUGAUUCCCAGCAUUCCAUGGAUGACCUUAAAUACCAAAAAGAAUUUCUCCGGCAAUCAGAGGUUGCUGGAGAGGACAUAGGUCAGAAUAUUCCUGCAGAGGCUGAGAGCUUAGGAUUUGGGGAUACAGAUUAUGAGGAGAGAUUGAGUGUCAUAUCUGAUGGUGGUCUUUCUGUGGGAACAGAAACUGAUGGAUCUGCAGAAAAUGCUAUUUUCUCUGAGGGCUCAAAGCCUCUAGAUUAUCUGGACAAGUGAGUAUU
Messenger RNA from Alnus glutinosa, 3131 nucleotides. RefSeq names its product kinesin-like protein KIN-14C. The transcript is spliced from 19 exons. Gene Ontology annotation, molecular function: microtubule binding; microtubule motor activity; ATP binding. Bases 1 to 3126 code for a protein of 1041 amino acids. The record is from RefSeq and is a predicted model, not a curated record. NCBI's taxonomy places the organism in Eukaryota, Viridiplantae, Streptophyta, Magnoliopsida, Fagales, Betulaceae. Gene Ontology annotation, biological process: microtubule-based movement.